AUGGGAUGCGGAAAUUCUUAAGUUAGAGAUAUCGAAAGGAAAUAAAUAAGUGAUGAAAAAACAGCUUAAACUUAAGCGAAUUCUCAAAAAGGAAAUAAAAAAAAUUCGCCUAUCCCUAAAGAGGAAUAAUAAAUUUUAAUUUAGAAAGAAAUGUAUAUCAAAGAAAUAAACUCGAAAGACAUUAGGGAAGACUACUUUUUUGAAAGACAUUUAGCAUAGGGAGAAUUUGGUGACAUAAGAAUUGUGAAGCAUAAAAAAACUGGACAGUCAAGGGCAUUAAAGAUAGUUGCUAAAAAUAAGUUAGGGGUGAAAGAAAAAUAAGUUUUAAAUGAAAUAAAAAUUUUAAGCAAAUUAGAUCAUCCUAACAUUAUCAAGCUGUAUGAAUAUUACUAAGAUAGAUAUGCUUAUUAUUUAAUAUUUGAACUUUUGCUUGGAGGUUAGCUCAUAGAAUAUAUAUAGGAAACAAGCUAUUUGCCAGAAACUCAAUCAGCAUCAAUAGUCUAACAAUUGCUAUCUGCGAUAAACUAUUGUCAUUAGUAGAAGAUAACUCACUUAAAUAUCACUCCUUAAAACAUUCUAUUAAACAUAGAUGAAGAGACCAACUAAGUAUCAAUUAAAAUAAUAAAUUGGUUUUUUUCUAGGAGCUUUGAGGAAAAUGAUACAUUUUCUGAACAAAUAAAUAAUAUAACUUACAAAAGUCCUGAAGAAAUAAAUAAAAGUUAUAACUAUUUAGCAGAUGUUUGGAGCAUUGGUGUGAUUUGGUUUUUAAUCUUGAUGGGUGUGCCUCCAUUUUAUGGGAUUAAUAGAAAAAAGACUAUAGAAGCUAUUUAAAACAUUUAAAUGAGAUAUAGUUGUGGAUUUUCAAUUAAACAUGACAGCUAAAUUUAAGAAAUUUUUAAAAAAAUAUUUGUUUCAUAAGAUUAAAGAAUGAAAUGUUAGGAUAUACUAGAUCAUUAGUAUUUUAAAGAUAUUUUUUAGGAAUUUGAUCAAAAUGAUGAAAAAUAUAUUUAAAAUUUAUAAAAAUAAAAAGAAUUAAGGUAAAAAGACUUGAUUCAAAUGAUGAGUUACCAUUCUCAUUCUAAAUUCUACCAAGCAGUUGUCAAUUUUAUUGGCUUUUAUCUAGUUGGGGAUGAUGAAAUGUAAAAGCUUACUGAAGAUUUCUAAAGAAUUGAUGUUAAUAAAGAUGGCUAACUUAGUAGAGAAGAAAUAAGAAGUGGUUUUGAAGGCUUUUUUAUUGAGUAGAUAACUGAUAUAGAUUAAUUUUUAGAUGAAUUAUUCUAAAAAAUUGACUGUAAUAAGAACGGAUAUAUCAAUUAUAAUGAAUUUAUAUCUGUUGCUAUGGAUAAAAUUAAUUUAUAACAAGAUACUAAGUUGAAAUAAGCAUUUUCUUAUUUUGAUUAAGAUUAAAACGGGUUUAUUACGAAAGAGGAGCUUUUCUAAAGUCUACAAUCUCAGUUCAACGAUGAUAAGAACAUUGAAAAAAUGUGGUAAACAAUUUUAGAAAAAGGUGAUAAAAACAAAGAUGGUAAACUUUCUUACUAAGAAUUUAUAGACAUGUUAAAAUAGUUAUCUUGA
Tetrahymena thermophila SB210 is the source of this 1575-nucleotide messenger RNA. RefSeq names its product calmodulin-domain kinase. Gene Ontology annotation, molecular function: calmodulin binding; calcium-dependent protein serine/threonine kinase activity; calcium ion binding. The record is from RefSeq and is a predicted model, not a curated record. Gene Ontology annotation, cellular component: cytoplasm; nucleus. NCBI's taxonomy places the organism in Eukaryota, Ciliophora, Oligohymenophorea, Hymenostomatida, Tetrahymenidae. The transcript has 2 exons. Gene Ontology annotation, biological process: intracellular signal transduction; peptidyl-serine phosphorylation; protein autophosphorylation.